AUGGAAACUCCAAGCAUCUUUCAGCGAAGCAUCACAACUGCAUCAAAUUUUGAAAGAAGUUGCUUAUAUGAAGACGUUCCAGACGCAUAUCCACCUUCUUAUCCUCACAAAAAAAAUAUUUCAAAAAAAUCUGCAAAAUAUAUAAUUGAGCAUAAAGAAAAUUUCCAAAGAGAAAGCAACUGCAAACAAGCCAAAAAUCCAAAAGGAAGGGCUGUAAUGCCAUAUAUUGAUGAUUCCGAUAGCCUAUUUGACGAUGGCUGGAAUAAAAGAUGCAUUCAUUCAUUCAUAAGAUUAUUUAUAGAGAAGCUCCCGGACAGCCUGCUAAUGACUUUUAACAUCCCUUGCUUCGCACAGAAAUAAAAUGGUUACGUUGACAGAACCUAGACUCUGAGGUGCACUCCCUAUGGAGUAGGUAGGACCCAUCCUGAUAUGCCUUUGUUAGGUGGAAAUAGUCCUUCAGGCUUCGGGAAGCUUGCCAAAAAGGUUUUGCUUUAUUUCUCCCCUGAAGGUUUUCCCUGUCCCUGCCAGAUGGGCUAUACAGGUUUUGCCUACAACAUGUUCUUUCCUCAUCGGGACCAUAGGGCGCUAUCUAAGAGCGGCUCUGCCCAGGGCGAGUUAAUCUCUUGAACAGGUAGUUCAGGUCCGAAAUUCAAAAUGGCGUCCUCAGAUGCCAUUAUGGAGCCGAUAUGGGGCGGAUGAUCAGCGCCUGCGGGAUGGCUUAUGGCCGGAUUACUUAAUAUUUAACUUGCUUCGCACUACACCUUUGCUCGCAAGCCUGAUAGCACAGCCUAAGGCUUGUGUUGCUCUUUCCGGACAAGAGCCUGCACUUAUUCGGAGGUAAGAUGCUGAGUUACUGUGCUGUGCAUCGAUGGGGUUACCCUUCCUGAAAAUUCAAAAGAGAAAUUUCGGUUCAGGAUUUUACCGAGAUCAGACUUGUAGCCCAGGGCGCAAGUCCAGAUAUCAUGCUGAGAAAAUCCUGAUUGGUCGAGCGAACGCCCUCAUAUUUUGCUGGGCUAUCCCUUUCCAAAUUCCAAAGCCUCAUGCUCUCUCGGGGUAAAACCUUGAUUUUUAUGCGAACCUGCGGUCAGCCAGCCAGCCGUUGCGCUUCACUGGGCCAAAAAAAAAAACUGGCCGAACAAUUCACCGAACGCUUCUAUCCCUUUCACAAAGCUUUAAACUCCCGUCUGGCUAUCAGUGCUAAGAAGGCAGGUUGAUUCUCCACGCUUUUUUAUGCGUGGAAUAAAAGAUGCAAUUUAGUACAUGCAGAAACCAUUAGAGAAAAUCCUGCAGAUAACCUGCUAACUAUAAUAAAUCGCAGCAAAACAACAGCGGAGAGACAAGAAAAUGCAAGACAAAGUAUAGUAAGAAUUGCUAAAUGCAAAAAAUGCAAAAGACUUUCUUACAUAGAGGAUGGCAUUUGUCAUUAUUGCAACCAAAGCAACCAUUCCACUUUAAAAUCAGUAGCAUAUCUUUUGACUGUGAAUUUUUUCCUCGAAGACAUUCCUUGGGACAUUUAGUCGAAACUUUUUUCUCAUCGAUAUUUGCAGUAAAAAAUCUGUUAUUCAUCGAUCAAAUUCUCUCUAGAAAAAAUUUUCGAGUCAAGUAACCUAAGGAAAAGACGUUUAGCCUUAAAUCAAUGGUUUUAGGAUCAGCUCUUUGUUGCUGCAACUUCCUUACAUAG
Messenger RNA from Blepharisma stoltei, 1681 nucleotides. The record is from the annotation of a GenBank genome assembly. Lineage: Eukaryota; Ciliophora; Heterotrichea; Heterotrichida; Blepharismidae.